Messenger RNA from Penicillium concentricum, 894 nucleotides. RefSeq lists its product as uncharacterized. The transcript is spliced from 3 exons. Bases 1 to 894 code for a protein of 297 amino acids. NCBI's taxonomy places the organism in Eukaryota, Fungi, Ascomycota, Eurotiomycetes, Eurotiales, Aspergillaceae. The record is from RefSeq and is a predicted model, not a curated record.
AUGAAUUACAACGGCAACUCCUCUUCUACGCCCACCGGGCCCAGGUCUUACCAGGGCAACGGUCGUGCAAACAACAAUUACAAUGCCAAUGUCAACCGCCAACGGAACAACAAUGGCAAUAACAACUAUCAACGGAACAGACCUGGAAACGGCAAUGGCAAUGCCAACCAGUGGAACAACUCUCGGAACGGCAAUGCCAAUGGCAAUGGCGACCAGUGGAACAGCCAUCGAAACGGUGGAAACAAGCCCUGGAAGAACAACAACAACAACCACCACAAUGGCAAUGCCAAUUUCAAUGGCAACCAGUGGAACAACGGUCACAACGACUACAACGCCAACCAGUGGAGCACUGCUCACAACAACAACACUGGCAAUCUCAAUGGCAAUCAUUGGAACAACAACAGCAACCCACGCACUGUCAACGGCAAUGGCAAUGGAAACUACAAAGGCAAAAACUUCAAUCCAAAUUACAAGGGGAAGAACUAUAACCCCAACUUCUCUCGUGCCGCACCACCGCCUAUGCCUGCCCAACAACACAUGCCUACUCUGAAUUACAAGAUCGACAUUGAGAUGAUUGAGGCGCCAUCUGAUGAGCCAAAUGACAUCGAGAUGCCCGACGCACCACCGCUUCCAGAUCCAAGGAUCGAAGCCUUCACCAUGGGUGCUCUUGCAGUCAAGGAAAUUGUUAGUCCUCCCCUUUCCCCUUUCCAACUCAACCCCGUUGCUUUCCAUCAGCCUGCUUUCCAGCAACCUAAUUUCCACCCCUCUGCUUUCAAUCCCACUUUCCGUCAUCCCGUUUUCCGUCCCGCAACUUUCUACCCCCCAGCUGUUCAUCCCAAGAUCAUCAGUUCUCCAAAGUUGCAAGGAAACCCCGAGUGUGAAUACUUUCGUUAA